UCAUUGAGAUUGAAUUGUAGAAAUCAUACAGAGCAACUUGCUCAAGAACCAAAUGAUUAAUUAUUCAUCAUAAAUAAAGACGCAAGUGAACCCACGUUGGUUUUUUGUAUUUUGAAACGGUGUGCUAAUAAAUGGUCUCCUUAUGGUAAAGUUACCCGAAAAAGUCUUUGAUGCAUUUCAAGGCUUGUACAUAUAAAUCGAUUUUCUGGGAUAUUUUGACACAACGAUACGGACCUCACUUUUUGUCAAAAUACUUAAAAAGCUCUGCUGUAGCUUGAUAGUGAACUUUGCGUGCAUACAUAUAUAAUGUUCAAACGAAUUGUGAUAUCUUCAUCCGAGUUACUAUUUUUAGGAUCAUUACUUGUCCUCUGCAUUUUGCCAUGUUCUGAAUCAGUACAAUGCCGAUCCUACGGGAAACAAUUGGGAGAAUGUGUUCCUAUUACGAAUUGUCCUAGACUUCUCGCCAUCUUAUUGUCUAGUGAAAGGACUGUGCAAGAUUUGCGCAUGUUGCAGAAGUUGACAUGUAUCACGGAAAUCUCAGAUCUAGAAAGAGACCCUGUGGUUUGCUGCCCCAUUAAAGAAAUAGCCGACUCAUUAAAAGACCACCAUGAUGACCGAAAUGAGUCUCUAGCAACAGAAAUUCCAGUGUCGAUCUCAACGACUACGACUACGACGACCACUCCUCCACCAACACCGCACGCUUCUGGUCAGGCAUCCAUCCCCCAAAAAUUGAUUGAUGAGAAAUUCCAUCUCAUCCCAGCCUUGAUGGAUUGUAGUAAUGCUAUUACUUCCGAUCGUAUAAUUGGCGGAGAGGUCGUUCCCCACGGGUCUCUGCCCUGGAUGGCCAGACUAGGAUAUCGACAUAAAGGAACAGGGAAAUUGGAGUAUUAUUGCGGUGGAUCUGUCAUCAAUAAAAGAUAUAUACUGACUGCUGGACACUGCACCCAAGGAUUUGAUGAUAAUUUUGUACUGGCUGAAGUCAGACUUGGCGAACACGAUACGACAACUGACGUAGAUUGCAAUCAAGAUCUCGGAAACAUUUGCUCUCUUGUAGAAGAUUUUAAAAUAGAACGCAUCAUUACGCAUCCGCAACAUAAUACUGUCACCAAGCAGAAUGACAUUGCCCUUCUUCGCCUGAAUCAGGACAUUUCAUUCGGUUCCUAUUUCGUCCAACCAAUCUGCCUACCUUUUACAGCACAGUACAACCUUACGGCUUUAACGCCCACAGAGUUCAACUCACUCACGACCACGGUAGCUGGCUGGGGUCGGGUUUGGUCAGACAAAACCCAGGGAAGCUCUCAACUUUUGCAAGUUGCAAUUCCGAUUGUGCCUAUGCAACAGUGUCAACAGUUAUACAGAAGAAGAGUAACCAUUACGCCAAAGCAGAUUUGUGCCGGUGGGGUACUAGGGAAGGAUAGUUGUUCAGGCGACUCGGGUGGAGCUCUAAUGGGAACAAUGACAAUUCCAAAUAAAUUUUCAAAAACCUUCCAGUUUGGAAUUGUUUCAUUCGGACAAAUUCAAUGCGGCGGCCCUCUGCCUGGGGUGUACACGAAAACAGAGGAGUAUCUUCCCUGGAUACUAUCUAAUAUUGAGGCGUAAAAAUUUGGGCGACACUGCAAUUUUACAGUUUAACUUUGAAAUACUUAUUUUAUCAGUACGUAUAAUUUUGUUUUAUCUGCAAUAAAGCUCUAUUUAUUUUACCUACAUGUA
Molecule: messenger RNA, 1710 nt
Organism: Folsomia candida
Lineage: Eukaryota; Metazoa; Arthropoda; Collembola; Entomobryomorpha; Isotomidae
Product: CLIP domain-containing serine protease 14D
Exons: 14
Coding region: 307-1599 (430 amino acids)
Biological process (GO): proteolysis
Molecular function (GO): serine-type endopeptidase activity
Source: RefSeq, a predicted model, not a curated record